GUCCAUAGAACAGUUUAUAUGUAGUCUAAUAGACUAAAGCAUUAACAAUAUCUUCUUGCAUUUUCUUCCCAUAAUACUCACUUCUUAACUAGCCUGUUCAAUCGUGGUGUAGAUGUCAGUAUGAACACUCAUCUGAAGACCGUGAAACUAACUCUGAAGGGAAAAAACCCAGUUACAUUAGACCACUUAAGUGUUAGGGGAAACAACAUUCGAUAUUAUAUUCUUCCUGAUAGCUUAAAUCUCGAGACUUUGUUGGUUGAGGACACACCAAGAAUCAAACCCAAAAAGCCAACUGCUGGGAAGACACCAGCUCGUGGGCGUGGCCGUGGAAGGGGUCGUGGACGCGGCCGUGUUGGUGGUCGUUAAGCAUUCAUGAUCCUAAGUUUUUGUUCUUCUUAUGACACUAGAGGGAUUGUGUGUUGUAGUGAGGCGAGUCUCCUAAAGAACAAAUUCUUGUGAUCUAAUCACCAGCAAAUUUAGAUUUAUAACACUUUGUCGUUUAGAAGUGUUUAAGAAAAAUGAAACCAAGACAUUGUG
This is a messenger RNA of Arabidopsis arenosa, 537 nucleotides long. Lineage: Eukaryota; Viridiplantae; Streptophyta; Magnoliopsida; Brassicales; Brassicaceae. The record is from the annotation of a GenBank genome assembly.